Megalobrama amblycephala (Wuchang bream) is the source of this 2684-nucleotide messenger RNA. It is a transcript of the gene tcf7, whose product is annotated as transcription factor 7. Gene Ontology annotation, cellular component: beta-catenin-TCF complex. The transcript is spliced from 13 exons. Bases 200 to 1660 code for a protein of 486 amino acids. Gene Ontology annotation, biological process: regulation of transcription by RNA polymerase II; canonical Wnt signaling pathway. The record is from RefSeq and is a predicted model, not a curated record. Gene Ontology annotation, molecular function: DNA-binding transcription factor activity, RNA polymerase II-specific; RNA polymerase II cis-regulatory region sequence-specific DNA binding. Lineage: Eukaryota; Metazoa; Chordata; Actinopteri; Cypriniformes; Xenocyprididae.
GUCAAUCACGCGUCGGUCUCUUUGAUCUUCGCUGUUCUAAAGCUCGACUGUUUGUUACUUUCAGGUCGCGCGGAGCGUCACAGCAUAAAGAACUUUUCCUCCCUCGCGCGAGUCUCAAACGCUCACCCGAGCGCGGAAAACAGCGACGACAACAACAAAUCAAAAAGUACAUUAAUAAAGUUCGCUCGAGCGCGUGAAUAUGCCGCAGCUGAACGGUGGAGGGGGAGAUGAUCUCGGGGCGAAUGAUGAGAUGAUCGCGUUUAAAGAUGAAGGAGAUCACGAGGAGAAGAUCCGCGAGAGCGCGUUCACGGAGAGCGACCUGGCCGAUCUCAAAUCAUCUCUGGUCAAUGAGUCCGAGAUCAGCCAGAACUCCAGCUCUGCGGUGAUCAGAAGAGGACAUCAGGAGGAUCAGAGGAUCUACAGCGAUAAACGAGAACAUCUGGACGACGUGCCCAAACAUCAAGAUGGUGGAAUGUAUAAAGGACCGUAUUCUGGAUACCCGUUCCUGAUGCUGCCGGAGCCGUACCUCCCGAACGGACCCGUCUCGCCGUCUUCCAACAAAGUGUCGGUGGUCCAGCCGGGGAUGCAUCCUCUCACGCCGCUGCUGCCGUACGAUCACUUCAACCCCAGUCCUCCACACAUUCCCACAGACGUCAGCCAGAAGCCAGGUGUUCACAGGCAUCAGUCGCAGGAAAUCUCCGGUUUCUACUCGCUGCCUCAAGGCCAGAUCACCCCCUCCAUGAACUGGCCCAAUCAGCCUGUCUAUCCUCUGCCCUCCUGCGGCUUCAGACAGUCCUUCCCCUCCAGCCUCCAGAGCAGCUCCUCCUACCCCAGGUUCUCUCAUUCUCUGAUGCUUCAGUCCGGCAUGCACCCUACAGGCAUCCCUCACCCCGCUAUAGUGCCCUCUUCAGGCAAACAGGAGCACGACCAUUUCGACAGGAACAUGUAUACCAAAUCUCAUCCAGAGGCCAAGCGUGAGAAGGAGCCGAAAAAGCCGGUGAUCAAGAAACCUCUGAACGCGUUCAUGCUGUACAUGAAGGAGAUGCGAGCGAAAGUGAUCGCCGAGUGUACGCUGAAGGAGAGCGCCGCCAUCAACCAGAUCCUGGGGCGACGGUGGCACGCUCUGACCCGCGAGGAACAGGCUAAGUACUAUGAACUGGCACGGAAGGAGCGGCAGCUUCACAUGCAGCUUUAUCCCAGCUGGUCCGCCCGCGACAACUACAUUUACACUGAAGGAGGGACCCGGGCCACAUCUAGAGAUCAGACUCUCUCAGGAAAAAAGAAGCGAAGGAAACGAGACAAGCAGCAGGACUCCAGCUCAGACCCCGGCUCGCCAAAGAAAUGCCGUGCUCGCUUUGGCCUCAACCAACAAACGGACUGGUGCGGCCCCUGCAGGAGGAAAAAGAAGUGCAUUCGCUACCUUCAAAGAGGACUCUGCGCCAGCCCCCAUUCUUCCGAUGGAAGUGCUAUAGACUCCCCCCCUUCACCUGUCCAUCACCUGCCAAACCCCGCCUCUCCCCCACGAUGCCCCUCCUCUCCCCCCGCCUCCCCCGCCAGCAGUCCCCUCCCACAGAGCGGCAAAUGCUCCGCCCACCCGCCCAGACUCUCGCUCGACUUCAGCAGAAUUAAAACAGAGAGCACGAUACGGCAGCCACAAUAACGAGGAGAUCUGCGGCUGCGGAGACUGAUUUCACCGUCACGCUUUCCUGAAGUUUCCUCCUCCUCAAACAAACAAACAAAAACAAGUUCAUGUGGGGCGUCAUUCUCAUCUUUUAGGAAGUCGUGGCAUUAGACUUCCUCGUGGGUGAAUCUCACGAAGAAUGAUUUCUAAUGACAAUUAAGCAUAUUAUUGUUUUCAUCACCAUGAUGCAAAAAAAUCUCAUUUUUGUUACUGUAGUUUGGAAAAUAUAUAUGAAAGUAUAUAUGACUUUCGUUACUGUAUUACAGUAAUGUGAAUGUAGUUCUCAUUAUUCUGAUUCCCAUUAGAAAGUACAGCGUCCAGACACAAUUACAGUAAUGAAAAUGAGUUUUUAUGCAUUACAGUCAUGAGAAUUUUGGGGGGAAUGUGCUUAAUUGUCUAGUUUCGUGACCCAAAGAGACUCAUUUUCUUCACGUAAAAUGAAGUGAUUUUGUGAAGUACGACCUGGAUGUUUCUUCGUGAGAUUCAGCCACUGUGACUGACGAUAAUUGAUCAUUUAAAUGCCAUGUCUCUACAUCACUGAAAACAGUGUCAGUUCUCAUGAUAACUCUUCUACAAUCAAAUAACUGUGUUGUAAAACUUAUUCUUUUAUAGACAUGAAAGUGCGUAAAUAACUAAACUUUUAUAUGUUUUUAUGUAAAGAGAAAAAAAAGAAAAAAACAUUCCUCGACUGUUUACUUUUAUUCAUACAAGUGCCAUUUUUAAGUUUUUGUUGUGUAGAUUUGACGUAGUCUGCUAUGCCUGUCAUACAUCCAAAUGAAGUAUGUGCUGCAUGUAUUUUGUAUGUUUCAGAAACUACUUUGCUUUGUAAGUGUCAUUCAGUGCUCGCUCAGGUCUGUCAAUCAUGUCAUCAGAUCUGAGGUGAAGCUGCCAGCAGAGGGAGCCCUGCCAUCUUCAGUGUUCACAUGUGUCAAGCCAUCUCUCUUCCUUUCGCUUUUGAUGUAACAAUCAUUCUCUUAGAUUUAUUAAAAUAUUUUGAAAAAUC